Molecule: messenger RNA, 1536 nt
Organism: Aplosporella prunicola CBS 121167
Lineage: Eukaryota; Fungi; Ascomycota; Dothideomycetes; Botryosphaeriales; Aplosporellaceae
Exons: 1
Coding region: 19-1488 (489 amino acids)
Source: RefSeq, a predicted model, not a curated record
UCCAUCUCAUCCCCGGCCAUGCAGGGUCUCAAGAGAGCAGUUUCACCAGGCCAACCGCCUGACCCCAAGCGGGCCGCGGCCGUCACAAGGAUACCCAAAUCAAUCAACGACUUGCCCGAGGAAUUGCUCGAUCAAAUCUUCUCUUAUCAGGCUGAAGACACAACUACAUACCCAUACCAUGGCUGGAGGUGUCCAUCCCGCGACAAAACAAACAAAAAGGCGCUGAAGAGCCUCUGUCAAGUUUCCAGAAAGAUACGCCGGAUAGCACAGCCGUUGCUAUUCAACAUGUUCGUCAUCCAACACGGAACGAGCCAGGAGGAUCUCCGCACGGUUGCGGCCCGGCCAGACCUUGCGGCCAAAAUCGAGCAGCUCUUCUUCGGGGUUGAUUCUGUGGCCUCCUACGUGAUUGGCAACGAUACCGUUUUUGAUGAGACGGAUCCCCUCCUCUUGGCUGCGAAGCAGGUGGAUUUUGAUGACCAAGAAUGUUUUAUCCGGGCCAUCGGUAGACGGGAUCCAUGGGCGGAGAUGGCACUGCUUGUGACUUUGACGCCCGGCCUACAAAAGCUUUGCAUCAAAAGGCAUGAGAACUGGUUAGUGCGGAAUUCCUGGUUUUCCUUAACGUUGGAACGUGCUUCGAAAUCGCCAGAGUCGACGCCCGGAUCGCCGUUUUCAAAAGUUCGCCAUCUUUGUUAUAGAUAUGAUGGACAUAGCGAACCAGUGGCUGGCUUACCGUAUAACCUCAACAUAGCGUUUCCCAGCCUGCAGUCCUUAGAGUUAAUUGCGGCUCACCGAGUUGAAUUUAGGCAAUGGCCAAAAAAGUCUUCGGACAUUUCAUCAAUUUCCAUAGUAUUAUCGGAUUUGGACCAAAAGGUGGUCGGUAACAUAAUUUGCGGCUGCAAAGCCCUCAAAGAGUUCCGGUAUUGCGAGAGAAUAUAUACGGACAUCAGUGUGCUCAAACUCCUGGAUUACUUGCGCUCCCAGAGCAAUUCGAUCGAAGUGCUGGAAUUCCAAGUUGUGGAACAGUAUGACGAAAUGAAGGGAGCUGGAAGUAUUCCAGUAGGUUCACUCCAGCAUUUCAGUCAACUCAAGCUACUGGAGAUUACAGAUAAUCUACUCAUAGGCAGACAAGUCCCUGGAGUAGCACCGGUCAAAUUCGUCGAUAUCCUUCCGCAUUCUUUCGAGCAUCUAGUGAUAAUUCAAGCAGUAAACUUUCUAGAGCUAACCCUUUCUCUACUCAAAGACCUCGCCACUUCUGGUAUAGAACGCUUUCCAGCUUUUCGAAAGGUCCUAGUUGCUCCUUGCACGGGUCUUCUGGAACCCAAUUGUACUAUAAAUUCGUCUGUGGAGGCUGUCCAGGCGUCUAUCGAAGAGAUGCGCUCUUUGUCAGCUCAAAGAAACAUCGAUUUCGAAGUCCUCCUAAUAGACACGGCAAAGUUGGCACCCAAAGUCAAUCAUAAUGAAGAGUCGAACCGAUCAACUGAUAGUUAGUCUGCUUCAAUUGUAUUUUUUUUUUUUUUUUUUUUUUUUUUUUUUUUU